Messenger RNA from Helianthus annuus (common sunflower), 2376 nucleotides. Its product is annotated as probable inactive receptor kinase At5g67200. Gene Ontology annotation, biological process: protein phosphorylation. Bases 90 to 2165 code for a protein of 691 amino acids. NCBI's taxonomy places the organism in Eukaryota, Viridiplantae, Streptophyta, Magnoliopsida, Asterales, Asteraceae. Gene Ontology annotation, molecular function: protein binding; ATP binding; protein kinase activity. The record is from RefSeq and is a predicted model, not a curated record. The transcript is spliced from 2 exons.
GUAUUCACUAGCAGACAUUUCUAACUACUAACAAUUAUAAGGUAACAUGCACUUUACAUUUACAGUUUACACACAAUAAAUUAAAGCACAUGCUUAUACACACUCACAAUGGCUCUUUUUGCUAUUUGUUAUCCAAAACCUUUCACUUGAUCAUUAACAAUUGUCCCAUUUUUUAUCUUAACAUGAGACCAACCUACAUUCUUACCACCAUUCUCUUCCUCUCCUACAUCCCAUUCAACCUCGCUUCCCCACCGGAAACCGACGCUUUAUCCAUUUUAGCAUUCGUAUUAAAAGCCGAUAUCCACAACAAGCUUCACUAUACCGUUAACGCUAACAGUACUCCCUGCCAAUGGCAGGGAGUACACUGCCAGUCAGACGGUACUGUGGUUCGCUUCCUCCUCGAAAACCUAAGUCUGACUGGCGUUUUCGCACCUGACACAUUAACUCGUCUCCACCAAUUACGCGUUCUGAGCCUUUACAACAACUCGCUUUCCGGACCAAUUCCUGACCUCUCCGGACUUGUGAACCUCAAAAUUCUGUUUCUAAACUACAACUUCUUUAGCGGCGUAAUUCCGCCUUCAAUCGCCUCUCUUCAUCGUCUACGAACACUAGAUCUCUCACACAACAUCUUAUCCGGCAUCAUUCCUGUUGAUAUUACAAAUCUAUCCAGAUUAACCUACCUUCGUCUCGAUUCUAAUCGACUUAUCGGUUCAAUUCCACCGCUCAACCAGACAUAUCUCAACAUCUUCAACGUAUCGUUCAACGCUUUAACCGGUCCAGUUCCAGUAACUCCUACUUUAAGUAAAUUCAGCACGUCGUCCUUUUCGCCUAACGCUGGACUUUGCGGUCAGAUUGUCCGUACCGAAUGCAGCUCCAUCACACCGUUUUUCGGCAAAUCUUCCACUAAAACGCCGUCGUUUUCAGUGCUGCCACCGCCUCCAGCAGUCCUGCUAGGGCAAACAAUGAAUUUUAAAAACUCAUACAAUAAAAAUCAUAAGAGAUUAGCAAUAAUAAUCGGUAUCCCCGUUAGCUUAAUUGUGAUAAUAUCAUCAAUUACUACAUGUAUUCUUAUGUCAGUCUCAAAGAAGAAGAACAAACUAAACGAUAUCAUGUCAACGAGUGACAUGAUGGAGGUGGCGGCGGUAACAGACGCUGCAGCGGCGGACGCGGCGGAGUUAGUGAAGAGGAUGGAGGAGACGGAGGAGCUGGAAGAGAAGGUGAGGAAGCUGCAGCAAGGAAUAGAUAAGGGAAAGAGUGGGAAACUAGUGUUUUGUAGUGGCGAAACACAGGUCUACACUGUAGAACAGUUGAUGAGAGCGAAUGCGGAGAUGCUGGGGAGAGGGUGUUUGGGAGUUACGUAUAAAGCGGAGGUGGAAACCGGGGUGAUUGUUUGUGUGAAGAGGUUAGAUGUAGGGAGAUUGGUUGGGACUACGAAGGAGAUGUUUGAGAGACAUAUGGAGGUGGUGGGUGGGCUGCGCCACCCAAAUUUGGUGCCGCUUAGAGCUUAUUUUCAGGCGAGAGAUGAACGGCUUCUGGUUUAUGAUUACUGUGCUAAUGGAAGCUUGUUUACUCUGGUUCACGGGUCAACGUCAAGUGCAAAGCCAAUGCAGUGGACAUCAUGCCUGAAAAUAGCCGAAGACAUAGCACAAGGCCUUUCUUACAUCCACCAAGCAUGGAGGCUUGUUCACGGCAACCUUAAAUCAUCAAACGUCCUCCUCGGGUCCGAUUUCGAGGCCUGCCUCUCGGAUUACUGUCUCUCAACCUUGUCCCAACAUCCCCCUGACUGUCAUUCUUCGGCCUACGAGCCACCCGAAACUUGCAGGUUAAACCAUCAACCAACCGCCAAGUCCGAUGUCUACUCAUUCGGGGUUAUAUUGCUUGAGCUCCUAACCGGGAAGCCUGCACCCGUGCACCCACAUUUUGGGCCGGAUGAUAUGGUGAAUUGGGUACGGUCAGUGAGGGAGAAUGAUGGUGGAGAUGUGGACCACAACCGGUUGAUGAUGCUGGUUGAGGUGGCGGUUGUGUGUCGAGUGAGCUCGCCCGAGCAGAGGCCAACAAUGUGGGAAGUGUUAAAGAUGAUUCAGGAGAUUAAGGAUGCUACUAAGGAAGCUGCUGGAACAAGUAGGAGUGAGGGUUCAAUUCUCGUGGUGGAAAAAAAUAUGUAGUUUAAUAACAGAAUUAGAGAGCACGAAUCGUGCUCUCUAAUAAUUCACGCAAAUAACUGAUAUCGCGCUGCACGAUAUCAGUUAUUUGCGUGAAUUAGAUGUCCGGAGAUCGAUAAACGUUUGGCUCCUGUAACUUAUGGUGAGGUAUCGAUAAGAAAUUCAACAAUUUUUAUGAUAAGAGUUUGAUCAUCUUCAUCCUUCACUAAUUUUA